Molecule: messenger RNA, 504 nt
Organism: Pseudomyrmex gracilis
Lineage: Eukaryota; Metazoa; Arthropoda; Insecta; Hymenoptera; Formicidae
Gene: ox
Product: cytochrome b-c1 complex subunit 9
Exons: 2
Coding region: 137-313 (58 amino acids)
Biological process (GO): mitochondrial electron transport, ubiquinol to cytochrome c
Source: RefSeq, a predicted model, not a curated record
AAUCGCGACUGCGCAGAAGGAAGCAGAAGGUUGUGACAAAACUCAGUCGGAGUUGAUUGAUUUUUGUCCGAUCGUUUUCUCGAGUGUGUUGAAAACUUAAUUUGUUUCUUGGAAAGAAACAAAUUCGAAAUCAGAAAUGGGACUUACUGGCACGCUUUAUCGUCUUGUUUUUAAACGUUCGUCCACGUUUGCAGUCGCCGUCUUAGCUUCUGCCUUUUUCUUCGAAAGAUCAUUCGAUAUGGCCUCCGAAAAAAUUUUUGACACUAUAAACAAAGGGAAACAAUGGAAGGAUAUAAAGCACAAGUACGAAUGAGACGUUUUAGAGACGAUGAAAUUAGAUCAUUAUGAUUAAGUGGCUUACUCUCACAUCAUGUAAAUAAACAACAAAUUAUACUGUAAUUGAUACCGAUGAGUUUGUCACACCCUUACAGUGGUUUUAUGUAUUUAUUUAUAUACCGUGUAUGUGUCUCUUGUGAUGUGAAUAUCAGUACACAUUUAUUUUUA